Molecule: messenger RNA, 1592 nt
Organism: Penaeus vannamei (Pacific white shrimp)
Lineage: Eukaryota; Metazoa; Arthropoda; Malacostraca; Decapoda; Penaeidae
Source: RefSeq, a predicted model, not a curated record
GGUCAUGGUGUCGUCGGAGGAGGAUGGCUUACGUCAACGUCGCGGAAUGGAGUCCUGACCAAGUAUCAGAGUGGCUAAAGGGCUUGGAUGAUGUGAUACUUCCAUACAUCCAUUACUUUGUCAAUAAUCAAGUAGAUGGAAAAAGACUUCUCCAACUGAGCCAUGAUGAGCUACCUUCACUCCACGUCACCAAGAUCGGACACCAAGAGAUCAUUUUGCAAGGAGUGGAACUGCUAAGAAAUAUUCAUUACCACUUACACCAGGAGAAUGUACAGUACUUAGCUCUCCGCCUGAGUUCCAAAGCUCGCAGCAUCUACAAUGAGCUUCGUGCACUGUCUGCCUCAUCUAGAGGGGGUGGGGGGAGUGCAGGAGAGGAGGAGGAUGGGGAAGAAGAGGAGGAUGGGACAGGAGGGGACCGUGCUAGUGACAAAAAGAAGCAGGAGAGGGUUUCAACGGCUGUGAUUGCAGGCGUUGCUGAUGUUUUGUCAUCAGUCAAAGGAGUUGUGUCAUGGCUCAACAGGCAACCCUUUGAGGGUGUUGAACAGUAUGAUAGCCUAAAGAGCAACCUGGUGGAGCUGAGCAUCAGACUGGCCACUAUUGCGCAGCGUGACAUGUUUGCAGAAAAUCAGGCCACAGUCAUCCUCCAGUCGUGCCUCAAGCUGGCAAAUAUUUCUGAUAAGAUCAUACAGGAGUGCAAUGAUCCCCUUAUCAUCCAGCCAGCAUCCUUGGAUAUUGCCACAAUAAAGAAGAAAGCAGAUGAUGAAUGGGGAGUGAUGCUACAGUCAUCUUACCAUGGGGUCCACCAGGUAUCAGGGGUGCGUGCACUAAGCCCUGCACAUCAGUGUGGCAAGUUGCAGGAAGGGGAUGAGUUGGUGCAGGUCAGCUACCAGACAGUGGUUGGCUGGGCUCCCCACAAAGUGGCAGCAAUCAUGCAGGAGUGUCCUGUGGAGGUGAUUCUCACAGUGAAAAAGAGACCUUGUCAUUCAAAUACAGUGACACAGAUCUACUUCAAGCCGUUCCGUCUACCUAGUAAAAAGAGGACCUACUCCCCUUGGGCAACCUCAGUCAUGACAUCACCCAGGGAUGACCUCAAGAGCAUUCCCAACCUUCAACUCCCACCGUCUGUUGGCAAGUCUUUACAGCGCACAGAGUCCAAGGAGUCACGUCCGAGGUCCCUCACCCCGCCACCAGCAAACAACACUCCCCCCCACGACCUCUGUCCUCACUCAGCAAUGAUGCACGAAACACGACAUCGGAUAGCGAGGCAGAAGACUCUGAUCUGGAGGACGACCCAUUCUUCUCAGACAGUGAUGUUUGUGGCUCGUCCCCCAUCAGUGCGCGACUUUACCACCCCAAGCCACGGGCACCAGUCCAAAGGCGAGCAACUAUUCCUGGUGCAACAACAAGACCUUCCUUCAGCUUUGAUAAGCUACUGCAAGAUGUGAGAUGGCAGCGAGGUGGCCGCAGCCCUGACGGGCCAAUACCCUCUGACCCAGACCUUCGUGCAACAGCUGGGGUGGAACAGCGUGCUGCUCGCCCCCAUACAUGCAUUGGUACUGAGAAGAAAGAUAGGAUGACAGGAGGUAGUGAAG